Messenger RNA from Ceutorhynchus assimilis (cabbage seed weevil), 1545 nucleotides. NCBI's taxonomy places the organism in Eukaryota, Metazoa, Arthropoda, Insecta, Coleoptera, Curculionidae. The record is from the annotation of a GenBank genome assembly.
AUGAUAAAAUUCGAGAAAUACCGUUGGGAUCAGAUUCCUUGGGAUCUAAAUACAUUCACCGGUUCAAAUCAUAACGAAGGUUUGAUAUCAACAGUCCCAAAUGAUGAUAUAUCGUAUGAGCUUGAUAUGCCAGACUUACCAGAUUUACUCUGGAAUGACCAUGUACAAGAACCAGAAACCGGGACAGAAAAAUUAGUUCUCCAUAGAGGAAAUAUAUUUCGAGAGCUGAUAGACGCCGUGAAAAACCGAAAUAUACGAUUCAGUACUGUACAAGUAGAAAUGAUAUUACCCAAUGGUAAACCUGAAGAAGCAGAAGAUGUAGGAGGAGUGCUGCGUGAUUGCAUUUCAGAAUUUUUUGCUUCGUUCUACGAGAUGGGUACGAUGGGAGCGGAAUUGAAAGUUCCGGCGUUGAGACAUGACUUCCAAAAAGAAGAAUGGAGUGCUGUGGGAAAAAUCAUAGCUGAAAGUUUUCUUUCUGAAUCUUAUUUCCCAAUAAAAAUUGCACCUAUUUUCAUAGAAGAUUGUUUUGGGCACAAGCUAAGCGAUAAACAUAUUCUUGAUAAUUUUUUGAGGUAUAUUUCUGAAUCGGAAGCAACUUUACUAAAGAACGCACUAGAAAACUUUGAUGAGGUCGAUUUUGAUGAAGUGUUGGAAUUUUCCAACAAUUAUGCUGUAAAAUGUUUACCCACCAAGGAGAAUUUCAAACAAUUACUAUUACAAGUAGCAACCGCGGAACUAAUUCAAAAACCUUCCUUUGUCAAAGAAUGUUUUCGUCCUCAUUUUAACACAAUCAAAGACCUUAUAGAUAUACAGGCAAUGUAUACUAAAUAUCAACCGACAGCCAAGAAUAUGAUAUCCAUGGUCGAAUUAAAACCAAACCUCUCUGUAGGGGAAAAUAAAAUUGUCGAGUUUUUGAAAAAAUAUGUGAAAGAAUGUGAUCAGAAAACCAGGUCUGCUUUACUUAGGUUUGUUACAGGAUCUGAUAUGGCAAAUAAAAAAAUUACGAUAGAUUUUAGCGAAUCUGAUGGAUUUGCAAGGACAAGCCAUGUUAAGAAGAAAAACCAAGAGUGGACAAUCUGCAACAAAAACAAAACCUUGGAAGUACGAAGAGUUGAUAUAUUUUCUUGCAUCGGAUACAUUGCCAAGAAGUCCAACGUUCUUGAUCCUGACGAUGAAAACUCGGAUAAUGUAGAACCAAUCGAAGCUAAUGAUGACACCCAGGGGCAGCAUGAAGAGGAAGAAAAUGCGUUAGAAGAUGACCAGUCUAACUCUGCCUUAAACAGCCAAGGUCCACGUUAUAACAAAUCUUUUAAAAGUAACAGGAAGAACGUUCAGAAAGAAGAUGAUGGAGUUCAAAAAGUUAUAACAUUUCUAAAUAAGAAAGAGAGCAAUAAAAACAAAAAUGGGGAGCUCGAUUACUUUUUUGCAAGUGCUUGCGAGAGCACCAAAAACCUACCACGCUAUCUGCAGCUCAGAGUUAAACAAGAGAUAAUGGAUGCAAUUAUAAAGGCAGAAAGUGAAUACCUAAAUACCAGGCCACAAUAA